This is a messenger RNA of Calypte anna (Anna's hummingbird), 956 nucleotides long. RefSeq names its product BCL2 like 14 (gene BCL2L14). Lineage: Eukaryota; Metazoa; Chordata; Aves; Apodiformes; Trochilidae. The record is from RefSeq and is a predicted model, not a curated record. The transcript is spliced from 6 exons. Gene Ontology annotation, biological process: regulation of apoptotic process. The coding region runs from base 36 to 956 and encodes 306 amino acids.
AGUUUCCUGGUACAAUAGAUGUAGAAGGAACCAAGAUGUCUUUGCCAAAUGAUGUCAGUAUGGAAGAAAUACCACUGGAAGAUGAUGAGCGAGACAGCAUAGAAUACAAGAUCCUGAUGGCCUAUGCCCAGCGCCGGCUGUCUGUCAGCAAAUAUGGAAAACUUCUGAAAAAUGAGACUAACCUGAAGAGAAAAGUAAAGUCUGACUCUCAAAGGGGUGAAGAGGGACCAAGCCAAACGUGUGACUUCGUUUUUCAGGGAGGUGAGACACAACAGCAAAGCAAAAAGGAACCAAAGAGAAAACACUUGCCAAGAUCCUGUCUGCCAUUUCACUGGGUCAUACCACAGCUUCAAGGGUACCCAGGAAGCACGUCAGAAGAACCUGAGACCAAUCAAGAAGAGAAUUCUCAGCAUCAGACAAGUGAAACAGCAGAUGUCAACCACAUUGCAGACAAGCUUGCCAAACUUGUUACUUCCAGAUCCCAGGGAUCUUCUUCAGUUUCAUCAUUCAGGGCUCAGUCUCAUGAAGACGACUACAGCAUCCUUACUGAUGGAAGUGAGGACAAAGAACAUGAUGAAAAUAAGAUAAUACAAGACAUAGUUUCCCUGUUAAGACAAGAAGGGGACCGACUAGAAGAAAAGAUCAAAAAGGACUAUGUUUUACGUCAGCAUUUUAAAGAGAUGCUCUCCUACACCUUCUUCGAGAAGGUCACUGAUUUGUUCCUGGAGUAUGUCACAGCAGAUUCAAAAAGUAAGCCAGAAGACCAAGUGCAAUGCACAAAAGUUGCCUUUACAAUGGAAAUUGCCACCAGACUUACUGCUGUGGACAACCAUCCUAUGAACCUGGUCUUGGGCUUUGGAUUGAAGUAUCUCAGAGAGCAUUUCAAGCCAUGGAUUCAGGACCAAGGUGGCUGGGAAAAGGUUUUGACUUCACUGGAUCAGGAAGAAGUAGAAUAA